AUGUCCCCCGUAACCGUCGGCGCAGUACAAGCUGAACCAGUGUACCUUGAUCUCGACGGCGCCGUGACAAAAACGAUCUCCUUGAUCGCGGAGGCCGCGGAAAAGGGCGUGCAGGUGUUAGGGUUUCCCGAGGUGUGGGUGGGAGGAUAUCCAUGGCCCAUAUGGACCCAAAACGCCUACACGUCGUUCGACUUCGCAACAAAGUACCGCGCCACGUCACUAGAGCUCUCAUCGCCACAGAUGCAGCGCAUCCAAGACGCGUGUGCCGAACACAAUGUCUACGUGGUGCUGGGAUACAGCGAGAGAGAUGGGGGGAGUAUAUACAUGUCGCAGGCCUUCAUCUCCAACACCGGCACCAUCCUGCACAACCGCCGCAAAAUCAAGCCCACGCACGCCGAACGCACCCUCUGGGGCGAAGGCCAAUCCCCAUCCUUAACCUGCGUCGUCGACACGCCUCUCUGUAAACUCGGCGCCCUGAACUGCUGGGAAAACAUGCAGCCGCUGCUCCGCUACUACGAGUAUUCGCAGGGCGCGCAGAUCCACGUGGCCGGGUGGCCGGCGUUUCCGUGGAAGAGCGAGGACGUGACGUUUCCGUAUCUGUAUAAUUGUUCGGGGGAGGCGAAUUAUCGGCUCAGUCAGGUGGUGGCGAUGGAGGGGCAGAUGUUUGUGAUUUGUGCGACGCAGGUGGUGAAGAGGGAGAGGUUGGACGGUGGAGGCUUUGCGAUGAUUUUUGGGCCGGAUGGGACGCCGCUGGUCGAGAGGUUAGCGGAAGGGGAGGAAGGGAUUCUGACAGCGAACGUGGAUCUGGAUGAUAUCCUCGCUGCGAAGAAUGUUUGUGAUCCUGUCGGGCACUAUUCAAGGCCGGAUCUGCUGAGUUUGAAUGUGAAUCUGGAGGAGGCUAAAGUGGUACAUCACAAGUCCUGA
This is a messenger RNA of Aspergillus steynii IBT 23096, 924 nucleotides long. Its product is annotated as carbon-nitrogen hydrolase family protein. Gene Ontology annotation, molecular function: catalytic activity. The transcript has 5 exons. The coding region runs from base 1 to 924 and encodes 307 amino acids. The record is from RefSeq and is a predicted model, not a curated record. NCBI's taxonomy places the organism in Eukaryota, Fungi, Ascomycota, Eurotiomycetes, Eurotiales, Aspergillaceae.